This is a messenger RNA of Micropterus salmoides (largemouth bass), 393 nucleotides long. RefSeq names its product AP-1 complex subunit mu-1. Gene Ontology annotation, cellular component: clathrin-coated vesicle. The record is from RefSeq and is a predicted model, not a curated record. NCBI's taxonomy places the organism in Eukaryota, Metazoa, Chordata, Actinopteri, Centrarchiformes, Centrarchidae. Gene Ontology annotation, biological process: vesicle-mediated transport. Bases 57 to 311 code for a protein of 84 amino acids. The transcript has 3 exons. Gene Ontology annotation, molecular function: clathrin-cargo adaptor activity.
AUAUUCCCUGUUCCUUUCAGGUACUGGUAUGCCGAAAUUACCGGGGCGAUGUGGACAUGUCAGAGAUUGAGCACUUCAUGACACUUCUCAUGGACAAAGAGGAGGAGGGGACGCUCUCGCCAAUCUUGGCCCAUGGAGGAGUUCGUUUCAUGUGGAUCAAACACAAUAACCUCUACUUGGUUGCAACAUCCAAGAAAAAUGCUAGCGUCUCGCUGGUCUUCUCCUUCUUGUACAAAAUUGUCCAGGUUUUUUCCGAGUAUUUCAAGGAAUUGGAGGAAGAGAGCAUUAGAGAUAACUUUGUCAUCAUAUGAGCUGAUGGUGAGCUGAUGGACUUUGGGUUAUCCUCAGACCACAGACAGCAAGAUCUGCAAGAGUGAGUAAACUCUCACUGCA